Messenger RNA from Striga hermonthica, 3069 nucleotides. NCBI's taxonomy places the organism in Eukaryota, Viridiplantae, Streptophyta, Magnoliopsida, Lamiales, Orobanchaceae. The record is from the annotation of a GenBank genome assembly.
AUGUCACAAGGCAGGCCCAGAUUCCCCCCCACAAUGGGUAGUAUGCAAAGUCCACCGCCGGUUGGGCCACCUCAGCCAGCAGCAGUUGUAUCCUCCUCCGGACCACGGCCUUCGCAGCCUCCGCAGAUGCGUCCUAGCUACGGUGGUCAGCCUACCAGUGGAUCACCUUCUCCUGUGGGGCAGCAGGCGACCCCGUUUGCAGGCCCACCGAUUGCUGUGGGGCAACAGGCACCUCCAUUUUCGGGCCCCCCACCGAACAUGCGGCCUACUCAAGUAUCCUCCCAGUUUUCAGCGCCUAUUCCUGGUGGGCCCCAGCCUUUGGGCUCCCCAUAUGGCAUGCAGACAUGGCCAGCACAACCGAACCAGCAGGUAGCCCCACCUCAGAUUUCUGGUCCUAUGCAACAGCAGCAGCGGGUGUUUGGAAUGCCUCCAGGUGGGCAACAACCUCCAAAUCAAUCUAUGUCUGUGGGUCAAACAGGACAAAAUAACAUUGGUCCAGUCCAGAUUCCCCGCCUUACGCCAAGUUCUGCUGUAAUUUUGCACGAGACCCGACAGGGAAAUCAAGCAAACCCUCCUCCGCCUGCAACAAGUGACUAUAUAGUAACAGACACUGGAAAUUGCAGUCCACGCUACAUGAGGUGUACUAUAAACCAGAUUCCAUGUACUGCAGACCUUCUAUCAACAUCGGGAAUACAGUUGGCUUUAUUGGUCCAGCCUUUAGCUCUUCCACAUCCGUCCGAGGAACCCAUCCAUGUUGUUGAUUUUGGGGAAAGUGGCCCUAUCAGGUGUUCUCGCUGCAAAGGCUACAUAAACCCAUUCGUAAAGUUUAUUGACCAAGGAAGACGAUUCAUUUGCAACUUGUGUGGAUUUACAGAUGAAACUCCACGUGACUAUUACUGCAACUUAGGUCCUGAUGGCCGUCGCAGAGAUGCUGAUGAUAGACCUGAGCUAUGCAGAGGAACAGUUGAAUUUUUGGCUACCAAGGAAUAUAUGGUGCGGGAUCCAAUGCCUGCUGUAUUUUUCUUCCUUAUUGAUGUAUCCAUGAAUGCCAUACAAACUGGUGCAACUGCUGCAGCUUGCACUGCAAUCAACCAAGUUAUAGAUGACCUUCCUAAGGGUCCUCGAACAAUGGUGGGCAUUGCGACAUUUGACUCUACCAUCCACUUUUACAAUCUAAAACGAGCUUCACAGCAGCCGUUAAUGCUUAUUGUUCCUGAUGUACAAGAUGUAUACACUCCUCUUGAAAGUGAUGUUAUUGUUCAGCUCGAUGAGUGCCGCCAGCAUUUGGAGAUAUUGCUAGAAAGCAUUCCUACAAUGUUUGAGAGUAAUAGAAUUGCUGAUUCAGCUUGUUGUGCUGCAGUAAAGGCAGCCUUCUUGGCAAUGAAAAGCACUGGCGGCAAACUGCUUGUCUUUCAAUCCACAUUGCCAUCAACUGGUAUUGUGUCCCUUUCUGCUAGAGAAGCAGAAGGCAGAAGCAACCAAUCAGCUGCAGAAAAGGAGGCUCACAAAUUACUCCAACCGGCUGACAAGAAUUUGAAAACUAUGGCCAUUGAGUUCGCAGAGUAUCAGGUCUGUAUUGACUUGUUCAUUACAACACAAUCAUAUGUCGAUAUAGCCUCUCUCUCUGUCUUUCCAAGAACUACUGGAGGCCAGAUUGAUUGUGACAAAACAAUAAUGGUGACACUGAAACAUGACGACAAGUUACAGGAAGGUUCUGAGUGUUCUUUCCAGUGUGCCCUUCUAUACACCACUAUACACGGACAAAGAAGAAUCCGGGUUUCUACCUUGUCACUGCCUUGCACCAACAUGUUAAGUAACUUGUUCCGGGCUGCUGACUUGGACACCCAGUUUGCCUGCAUGUUGAAGCAAGCUGCUGCUGAAAUUCCGUCAGCUCCUCUUACACAAGUGACGGAACAAGCUACAAAUGCUUGCAUCAACAUCUUGUACUCUUACCGCAAGUUUUGUGCUCCUGUUUCAUCUUCUGGACAGCUCAUUAUACCCGAGGCACUUAAAUUGUUGCCUCUAUAUACACUUGCGUUGCUCAAAAGCGCUGGUUUACGCCAUGAUGGGAGAAUAGACGAGAGGUCCUACUGGAUCAAUCACGCAUCUCGUUUACCCACACCUUUGGUAAUUCCAUUGGUGUACCCAAGAAUGAUUUCCGUUCAUGACCUUGAUGAAAAGGAGUCGGAUGAUUCCAUUAUUCCCACUCCCAUUGAGCUUAACAGCGAGCAAAUUAGUGAUGAAGGAAUUUAUCUUCUUGAAAAUGGAGAAGAUUGUUUAAUUUAUGCUGGUAACUCAGUUCAGCCAAAUAUUUUGCAACAGUUGUUUGGAGUUUCAACCGUUGAAGAAAUUUCGAACCAGUUCACUCUUCAAGAAUUUGACAAUUCUUUGUCAAAGAAGCUGAAUGCCAUUGUAAAUGAAAUAAGACGCCAGCGGUGUUCUUAUUUACGCUUGAAAUUUUGUAAAAAGGGAGACCCUUCAGGGAUGUUGUUUUUCUCUCACAUGGUAGAAGACAAAUCGCUACAUGGGCUCUCAUACGUCGAGAAUAGGGUCAUAUCUUCUUCAACUUUGUUAAUGUCGUCUAUGCUCAUACCUUCGUCACUACUCGUCAAUGUCGUCUACGCUCAUAUAUAUCUUCUUCAACUUCGUCAAUCCCGAUUGGAUUAUUGUCUUCAACAAGAAAAUCAGGGCUCCGGCCAGCAGUCGUCCUCGACUUUGCGACCCAUCCUGUCGUUGCUCGCUUCUGAUUAUGCUGCCUCAGGGGGAUUCAGAGAAGUUGUCGCGAAGCUGGGACUGCUUGUUCGGACGGGAUCUGCGGCGGGUUCGCUUGUGCAGGCGAGGUCCGCGGCGGGUCGCCAUUCUGGUCUUGCGGGGGGUGUUGGUGGUGUCGUCAUGCUGGUGUUGUCGAUGGAAUCGUUGUACUGGUCCAGGCGGGGUCCACAGGCUCGAUGGAUUGCGGCGUUGGUGGCUCUGGUUCUGCGUCUGGGGUGGUGUUUGGUUGGGGUACGGCAGGUAGGUGGGACGCAGCUCCGGCGGUCUCGAUGUUUGGCGUCGGGGCGAUCUGAGUAG